CAACAUGGUCACGACAUGCCGACGUGAUCACGUUCGAUCACCUUGUUAUUAGUUUGGUACACAUUAACAAAUAAAAAUUGACAAGUGUCGGUCUAUUUAAACUUCAAGAAGAUAACCGUUGUUCUAACUUUACGUGGCGCUACAAACCAAGACUAUCGCUUGAGCAGACAAGGUGAGUCUGAUUAUUUCGAUUGAAGAGAUAAACCUACUCUCGUUUCUCCUCAACAUAAUCAUUUGAGAUUCAGGGAUCUCUUAAAGAAUGAAGUGUUUGUACGGGUUAGUGUUCGUUAUUGGUGUUGCUCUAGCCUUCGAUAAACAGGGGUGGAUAGCACCACUGGAGAAAUAUGCUCAUUUCAAUGAAAAGAAUGAGGUUAUGAUUGAGUCAGAAUGCGACGAGACGCCCGACGUCAAGUUGGUGUCCAAACUCUUCCCGGAGCCCACGAACACCAAGGUUGCCCAAGCUAUCUCCAACGGACAGGAUCCAACUCAAUUUCUCGACCCGCUCUGUUAUGAAAGAGAAGAUCCUGAAGUUUGGAAGACCCUGGAUAAUAUGGUCUUUGGUGGUGAGGCAUGCGGUGUAGAAGUACGCAUGGACGUUUUCGAGAAGAUCGGUGCAUUCGGAAACCAGAAAUGCGACCAUGGAUGCAACCUGGGUGCCAUCGAAGCCAGCCUUCAAGCAAGCUGGGACAAGAUUCAGCCCUUCUUUGAUUUCCUCAACGACUGGCUCGAGAACUCGAUCAGCCCAUGGAGCCUCAAGAACCCAAGUUGCACCGAGAUUGUUGAGCCCGCCAUCAUUGCCGUUAGAGACGCCGUUGUAAACUCUGGUAACUGCAAACCAAAAGCACUCGCCGUUUUCCUCGACGGCGGCUAUGGCCUCUUCGAAAAGGACGAUCUGGGUAUUGAAAGUAGUGCUUACAGUCGCUGCAAUAGUUUCAGGCAUCACAGUGAAUUUUUUAAGAACCACUACAGACAGUGGCCAACAGACGCCCAUGGCAUUGCUCAGGUUAUCAUGAGCAACAUGCUAGUAGUAGGAAUAGAGAGAACAUCGUAACAGAUCUCGAUUUCCGACCUUGAUGUGAAUCACUAAUCAACUGAAUAACAUUCGUUCGGCUUAAUAAAA
Lineus longissimus is the source of this 1120-nucleotide messenger RNA. RefSeq lists its product as uncharacterized. Lineage: Eukaryota; Metazoa; Nemertea; Pilidiophora; Heteronemertea; Lineidae. Bases 260 to 1051 code for a protein of 263 amino acids. The transcript is spliced from 8 exons. The record is from RefSeq and is a predicted model, not a curated record.